This is a messenger RNA of Diutina rugosa, 495 nucleotides long. RefSeq lists its product as uncharacterized. Gene Ontology annotation, cellular component: mitochondrial intermembrane space. Lineage: Eukaryota; Fungi; Ascomycota; Pichiomycetes; Serinales; Debaryomycetaceae. Bases 1 to 495 code for a protein of 164 amino acids. The record is from RefSeq and is a predicted model, not a curated record. The transcript has a single exon.
AUGACCGGAGUUCGCGCUGCGAUUCCCACUGAAAGAAUGACGCCGCCGUCUCCACAAAAUCUUGCCACCGAUGCUAACUGUGUAGACCUGACACGUAUCCGGCACUUCCUAGCUCUCCUGCGCCACCAGUUGGACGACAACAUUGCUGCCAACAUCAACGACUCCCCCGAUUGUCUCGCUUACUUCAACACCACCGUCCGAGCGGAGUGGCAGAACCGGCGCCAGUUGAUCGACUACUGUGCCAACUACGAAGCCAAGCUUCGAAAGACGGCAGAGGAGACGGUCAAGUUCCCCGAAGUCACCAUCAGCAACGAGGACCUCAAAAAGGACCCUUACGCGAUGAAGAAAGUGAUCAACGACAUGGAAGCCCAGUUUGCCACCUGCGACGCCAUCAAGCUGUGGGUCCACACUGAACAAGGAGUGGAGAAGAUUGUCGAGGAACAGACGAUCAAGGUGUUUGAACGUAAAUGUGGCUUUUACGACUACCAACGGUAA